AUGGCAGAUGAAUUGAAAGAGGAAACAGAAAACUUCAUUUUGCAAUUAGUGGGCGGCGUGUCUCGCCAUGGGUCGGUGAGGAGCGUCAAGAAAGUAGCCCCGCCGACAGUCCCCACGCUGAGCGUGAAGGCGGCCCACUUCAAGCAGCCACGGGGCAGCCCCUGCAUCUGUAACGGGGACGACCUGUGUACCCUGGACUACGGAGACUCUGACAACGACCAGGGGAAGCCGCCCCGAUCCCCAACCAACGGAAACAAUCAGUACUCUCCACCUCUCUUCAGCACAGCCAACUAUCUCACGCAUCCCAUGAAGAAGAUGACGCCUGGUGGGGGCUCUAACGGCCAAAUUCAUCUAGCCCACGUCAUAGUACACAGUCAGCCCGACAGCCUGCCAAGCACGCCAUCGGAUGCCGGGCAUUCUCCUAGCCUAACUAAAGCAGGUCGUCUGUUGAGUGGGACGCAGGCAUCCCUAGAGGACCAGGGCAUCGAACUGAGCAGCCCAGGGCGGCACAGCCCCGGCGGUAGCAGCGGGGGCAGCAGCGUCUCUAGACACUCUCUCUCCAGUCUAGACAGUGGGAGGGCCUCGGCGCCCGGUUCCGAAGGGAAGGUAGUGAAUCGUCGCCUAUCCAUCCAGAGUUAUGAAGGUGGCAGCAGCCCCCAACGCCGUUCCUACCACAGUUCUAGUUCGAGCUUGGCGAGUGUUGGCGACGAGUCAUCCGGAGUUCCCGGGCCCAAUGUCGCUGAGAUGAUGACUUAACAGCAGUUGGCAUCACAAAACCUAACCACCGGAGAAAACUGAAAGCAGAGAUAGCAAAGCUAAAUAUCUCUGACGGAAUUCCCGAAUACAAACCAGAUUCUCUUUUAGAAUGGCUACGAUUAUUACGUCUAGAAGAAUACUUUGAUACACUAUGCCAACAAAAUUAUAACACUGUGGACAAAGUAACAGAUUUGACUUGGGAAGAUUUAGAAGACAUUGGUAUACAGAAAUUAGGUCAUCAAAAAAGAAUCCUGUUAGCCAUCAAACGAAUUGAAGACAUAAAUCAAGGGCGCAGACCAAAUCUUUAUCCUCAAUCCAACUGCCAAAGUCGGAUUGACGAAUCUGCUAUAAAUCCUGCUUUCUCAAGGCCUUCAACUCUUAGUAAUGUUCAAUCAUUUCAAUAUCCCAGUCAAGAAAUAGCAAUCUCAAUGAAUCGUCCAAAGAAUUCCCCGUCCACAGACUGUAUCCCAGAAAUGAAGACAUUUCAGCAGUCUCCCAUUCGGGAAGAGAAUCUUUUUUCACAUGUUACGCAAAACAAUUCUUUGCAGCAUGUCCCACCAACUCAGAAUGUAAAUGGAAUUCUCAAUCCAGUCCUUUCUCCUAUUAGAGGAAGAUCACUGGAAAGUCUGAGCUCAGAAAAUGCAAUCUCAGCAGUUAACCAAAUUCCAGUUAGUGUUGCAUCUUAUACGCCUUUAAUGCAAACGCAACCAGUGGCCGAGCAGCCCAAACCACCUGCAAAAGAGUGGCGAGUGACUGAUCUUGAUAUGGACUAUGAAUGUGAAGGUACUGCAACGCUAAACCGCCCGCGAGGCCUCGUGAAAUUAAAGCCCAUGGCCAAAAUAGCGGCCAAAACACGAGAAGAAAUCGCCGAAGCCAUCAUGGACAUACCGGACAAUGAGUUUAAGUCGCUGAUUGACCAGACUCGAGCACUAGAUGGAUGGUCCAGCCUAGAUGGGUCUCCUAGGCACGGGCCUGCCACUGUUCCACGAAGUGCCACACUUAAAAGAGCUCCCCCACCCAUACCUAAAAGAAACAAUUCAACUAAAGGUGAAAAACCUACAGACGAGAGAAAAAACGAUACCCAGAGUGUCAAAAGCAAGCCGGAGUGUCCUGUUAGGUCUGUUGCAAAAGCUAAGGACAGUGAACUGGAGGAUUUUCCUCCGCCCCCAGCACCUUUGCCUUCAGUCAUUGAUGAGAAAUCAAAAGUGUCUUCAGACAAAAUAGAACCUGUAGACGAAUUGUUUAACAAUCCUUUGUUUCGGCAAAGGAGAAAGGACUCUGCCGAAUCGUCUUCCAGUGUAGAUUCGUUUGCCUUGCCAUUUGCGAAUGAAUCUGUGGGCACCAUUAAACAGAAAGCCUCUAGACCGUACCCCACACUUCCUGCUCAGGCAUCCCACGUGCAAAGAGAAUCCAGUCUAAGGAAAACUAAAGCAUCAGAGUACUCAACAGUUGAUGAUGAGCACGAAUAUGAUGUGACUCCUGAGGCGAUAUCACCAGGGGAUGUCAUUGAUGACAUAGAAAAUAUGUUAGCUAAUCUUUCAGACCAAUUAGAUGCAAUGUUGGACGAAGAACAAGCACAAAAAUAGCAAACGCUAUACUUGUAGUGAUCACAAACUAUUCUUUUUGCACGUUUUAUUGUAAUUAAAAUGCUGCCUGGUGCAGUAUUGUAACACAAGCACUCAUGUGGAGUUCUGGAAGACUAGAUUGUGCAUAAUAUAUUAAAACUGUUGGAAAAAUAACUCAAAAAAAGACCGAUAUCAUGCAUGUUGUAGAAUAUUGUGUAACAGUUUUUGUUGACUCAUCAGUCAUUUUCACUUUGGCAAACUGAAAAAUGACCACUGGUUUCAUUCUCAUGUCUGUCCUAAAUGCUACAAAGUAUACAUCCUCAAGUUCCUUGGUCCCAUGUCACACACAGAUGGAAGCUUACUCAAGUACACAAGCAUCAUCAUUGCUGAUUUUCGAAAUAACUAUACACUAUCUCUAGAUAAGGUUUUAUAAGUUCAUCUUAUGCUUUUCUUUAACCAUGAAAUAUCUUUUACUGAAUUAUCAAUUCUGUGCUGUAAUGGUAUUAAACGCUUAACAUGAGUUACUUUAUUUUUCUUGUAAAAACAAAUCAUUACAUGUUUGGACAUAAGAGCAAUACCUAUACUUGCAGUGCUGUAGUUGGGAGGGGGGGGCA
Messenger RNA from Uloborus diversus, 2935 nucleotides. RefSeq names its product caskin-1-like. Gene Ontology annotation, molecular function: protein phosphatase binding; signaling adaptor activity. Gene Ontology annotation, cellular component: focal adhesion; axon. The record is from RefSeq and is a predicted model, not a curated record. NCBI's taxonomy places the organism in Eukaryota, Metazoa, Arthropoda, Arachnida, Araneae, Uloboridae. Gene Ontology annotation, biological process: cell surface receptor protein tyrosine phosphatase signaling pathway; axonogenesis.